GUCUUCCUCUACCAUCUCCACAACGUCGCAUCUGCACAUGUAAAUUUUCUAGGAUCAGCGCAGCCUUCUUGCUCCCGAUGUCGUCAUGGCAAUCGACCCUCUUUCCCCCAUUGCGCCUGCGCGCAUUCGGGCCCUUCUCCUCCCUGUGGGUCGCAUCAAGCGCUCACGCUUCUUAGCCUUCGUCGAACUGCUCCAGCCGGAAGGCGUGGUUCGUUUAGGAGACAUAAGCCCUGAUCCUCGGCCAGACAGAAACAUGUUCUCUCCCCUAGCAUUUCCCAGCGGUACUCUUCUUUAUGACCUUUCAACCUCUCUACCACCAUCUUCGCAGCUUUCUUUAUCUCCAUUUGAACAGUUCCGAGAACCACUUCUGGUUAUUGGCAUUGGAGAUGCAGGAGAAUAUUCCUGGCUGCAGAAGUCACGUGCGGAGAAUGGCAACCACGACAUUUCCGAGCCGGUAGAAGAAGAGGCUCAAGAGAUUAAAAAUGCCAUUGAGGAUAUUCGAGAGCAAUUCCCAAGAGUCUACUUACAUCGCCUGAUGAUGUUUGAAUGUCAGUCCCGAGAACGGCAUCAAUGGCUUCCGGAAGGAACUCUCCUUGUACCUCCUGUCCCGCAGCUCAAGACUACGACCAUGAAGACUUUUAUGUGCGACAUUACUGCCACACUUCUAGCGGAAAUGACCACGUUGGCGAGAUCGAUUCAAGCCCUACCAACAUUGUCCUCACCUGCAUCUCUCCCGAAUGGGCACUCAGAGGGCCCUCCCAGCUGGGCCAACCCGGAGACUUUAAGUUCCCAAUUUACGCGGCGAAGUUCGCAGAUACCUUCAGGUAUUCGACCUGGUUCUCCUGUCACAACAGCCCAAAAAGAACUUAAUCGAAUGUCCAUGCCAGUACUGCCUUCAGCAUCAUCAGGCGCUGUGAUAGCCCCGGAAGACCCAAGAGCAACUUCACCCACCACUCAAGGAGCACGCACACCACCUACCACCUUUGAUGAGAUAUCUGGCGUUAACAUACAGGGUGCCCUACAGCGGACAAACAGCACAUCUGGAAAGUCAAAUGCAGCAAGCACGAGGGACUCGAGUGCCGACAGAGUUUCGAUUCAUGGGUUCGGUUCCGGAGGGGUGGGAGAGCGUGCUCGAAAUAAAGGCCGAGGGAGGGUCGGUAUUGUCAUUGGUACCCUUUAUUUGUUCGCCGGACAAUGGCACGAGGCCCUCAGGGAACUCACGGAGGGCGCGACGCGAGCCCGUGCCUUUAGCGAUCAUCUUUGGCAUGCCAAAGCGCUUGAGAAUAUCCUGGUCUGUCUUUUACUGUUUGCAUGGUCCGGAAUGGACUUUCAGAUACCCCAGAUUUGUUAUCCAAUUGCAGACAAAUCUUCGGGUACAAAAUCUCCCCAACAUACGCCGUCGAGCAGUAUGGCAGAUGUCACAACUGCUGUACCUCCGAAACCAUCUAGUCAUGAGAUUGCCCUCGAAAAUCUCAACUCUCUCAUCCCGGAUCUUGUCAAUAUGAUUCUCAAUAUCUACAACCGAGCAUCAAACUUCGCUGGCGAAGCUCUUCCGCCUUUGGCAUUCUCAGAAUGCGUAAUUCGGUUCUCAAAAUUAAUGGCAGUGAUGAAUCUCUCGGCUGGAACGCUAGACGACAAUGCAUUGCAGCACCUUGUUCAGAACGUUCCUAUUCGACAAAAGCCGAGGUUGUCUGUCCCCAGAGUGUGCGUCAAUCCUACAAGAAACGACAUAGCCACCAUGCUCUUCAGGGCCUUGCCGGCUCAAACUGAGGUUGCAGGGAUGACUCCUACUGACCGCGUAGUCGUUCUCGCGGGGAUCGCUUCCGUUUUAUCUUCUCUUGGGCUACAAAGAAAGAAGGCUAUUGUCAUGAAAGAAUUCAUAACCUCGCUGAUCCCUGGACUCGUUCAAGCUCGGAAAAUAGGUGCUGCUGAGAUGGGUGUGCACCCUGCAGCAGGACUUGCAGCUCUCAACAUGGCUAGUGGUACAAAUUCCGGAGCCGGGGCAUUGCAUCUCGGGGAAGGGGAGGUUGAGAACGGUAUCGACGAGUUUCUAGGUCUUCUUGGGCGGAUUUACGGCAUACCGAACUCAAAGAGCUUUUUCACUAAUCCUCUGACACAUUCUUCCACUGCGCCCAGUGGCACAGGUUCCUCAGAAAAUACGGCCAACCAAGUCGUUGUCCAGGAAAUUCUUAGAACUUCAUCGUUGAGGUCUUUUGGGAGUUUAAACUUGAAGCUAGACAUCUUGAGGAUGUGCAUCACCUUCUGCGAAGCUUUGCCAGACUUCAGUGGCGUAUUGCACUUCACUGCCUUGCUGCUUAGGAUGGCUGGUCCCGGCACCGCGCCCAAAUCGAAUAGCACAGAUGUGUUUGUCUCUCUUCCCCGCGAGGAACAAGGUCGACUCUUUACAAAUAUUUCUCGAACUGUAGCAGCAGCCAGUAAGCUUGGGUUGCAGCAUAUCGAGACAGACUACUGGGAUGACUUUCUGAUUCGCGGUCUCUUCAUUAUGGAAGAAGCCAUUCCUCUCAAGCUGACCCAUCACCGUCCCGCCGAGUUGGAAACAGGCUCUUCGGUAAAAGAAGGCCCAUUUAUUCACAAUCCCUGGCUAAAGCAGCCGGACACCAGUAUUACCGAGACAAUACUCGUUGCCAACAACGAGUAUCGAUUUGUCAUUGCCCUUCAGAAUCCGUACGACUUUGAGCUAGAAGUCAAUUCCCUAAGGAUAGCGGGGGAGGGGGUGGACUUUGUGGCUCAUGAAAAGUUAUUUAUUCUUGGCCCAUACAGAACACAAAAGUUCCCGAUUGUUGGUAUGGCGCGCUCCGCUGGGCUCUUAAACAUCACUGGAUGUUUCGUCAAAGUGAAGGGGUGCCGUGAGCGCUUAUUCCCAAUAUUCCCAGACCCAUGGAAACCAGAACGAGAGUCAAAGAUGAAGAAGAUUGGACUUGAGGCUUGCCAAGGUGCUCCUAGCUCCCGUCCUCCAUCUGCAGUGGCUACCUCUGCCGAGUUAAGCGCUUUAAACCCUCCAAGGCCAGAGACCCUAACCUUCACUGUCAUUCCAGACCAGCCUGUGGUGAUAGUCACAGAUGUUUCGCUUCCUCAGGCCGCUCUUAUGGUUCUUGAGGGGGAAAGGAGACGGUUUCACAUUACACUUCAGAACACCUCGCAGACAACCGCGGUCGACUUUAUCCACGUCUCCUUUCAAGAUUCUGCAACCUCCGCGAUCCAGGCAUCCACAACAAACAAAGAUCUUCCCACCGCUGAGUUGCACGAACUUGAAACUCAGCUUGCAUAUUUUCCUUCUCUCCGGUGGUGUAGGGAGGUGGAUGAAGAGGCGUUUGUGAUAAAACCAGGAGAGACGGCAUCCUUUGAGAUUGAAGUCAUUGGUCGAACUCGAUUAACAGACGCGAUCAUUCAAUUCGAUUACGCGAACCUCGGAAAGAGGCGUUCAGCAGUCCAAGAUCGCUUCUUCACGCGGCAGCUGUCUGUUCCAAUCUCCAUCACUGUCAAUGCGAGUGUUCAACUCCAACGCCCAGAUAUUGUUCCUUUGUCAGGCGAUUUCGCUUGGUCCAAUGCACAAAAUCGUUCACGAGCUACGUCAAUAGUUUCGCAGGUAGCAUCCCCCACUCCUUCGCCCAUUCUCCUUAACAAAGACGAUACUCAUUUCCAGAUUUUCCUACGCCACACUAGGAUUCAAGGAUUCGGCGAUGAGUAUUGCAUGCUACUACUUGACCUUCGGAAUUCAUGGCCAAAUCCGCUUUCCAUCUCACUCCAAGUUCGUGCGAUACCCACCGAGGAGGACCAAUCCGACGGGUCCUGGAGCAAAGCAUACACAGUUAAUGAAGUAAUUCAACCCGGACACGUUAACCGCCUUGUAUUGGUUCUUCCAAAAAUUUACUUGACAGACCCCUACGCUGCAGUCCCUUCACUAAACCCCGCGAAUCAACGCCAAUUUGUCGUCAGUGCGAGCACAAUCUCCCCAGAAGCCGAGAGAGCUAGCAGGGAGGCCUUUUGGUUCCGGACAGAGUUGCUGAAGCGGAUUCGAGGCACUUGGAAAGAGGAGAGUAACGGUAGACACGGCGAUAUUGAGCUUCGAAGCAUUCGGUUCACUCCGAGGAUGGUAGAGGCAAUGAAACUGGACGAUGUCAUGAUUGAGACGAAAAUUGUACCCGAUUCCCCAGGACAAGGAGGUGAAGUUCGGCAGAUUGGCCAAUCAAAAUUCGAAGUUUGUGUCGACGACUUCUUGACACUCAGGACGAAAAUUCAUAAUCGGAGUCUACACCCUGUAUCACCUCUCCUAAGAUUGCAACCUCAUGUAGCCGGCCUGCCUCACAACAUCGCUCUUGACUUGGAUAAGCGAUUCUCUUGGACAGGUGUCUUGCAGAAAAAGCUUCCAAUAAUUCCUGCUGGCCAAGCAGUUGAAUCCGAACUUGGAAUCGUCGCACUUUGUGGUGGCACCUUUGAGGUGGGCGCAACGGUAGAAGAGGCUGAGCUUCCAACGGCAGAGAGCGAAGACCAAGGCAACAGAGUAAGGAGUAAUACUGCAAACAUCCUUCAAAGGGAAAUACUGGGCGAGCCAAAGCUUAGGGUUUGGCAUAUCAAGGAACCAUGUACGAUUGUAGCGAAGAGAUAGAGUGAUGGCGGUUGAGGGUAUGACCGAACUAGUUUUGAAUCUGAUAGAGAGGCGUCCUUUCAGUCAUGGCAUUGGGAAAGUCGGUGAAGGCCCGAUGGUGGCGAGCACACAUGGAAUAGACAGUUCACUUCUUUCACAGUGGUUAUAUCUUGAUGGUAUCUAGCUGCACGGAUAGAUCACUUCCGG
Lindgomyces ingoldianus is the source of this 4813-nucleotide messenger RNA. RefSeq names its product Trs120-domain-containing protein. The coding region runs from base 86 to 4627 and encodes 1513 amino acids. Lineage: Eukaryota; Fungi; Ascomycota; Dothideomycetes; Pleosporales; Lindgomycetaceae. The transcript has 3 exons. Gene Ontology annotation, cellular component: trans-Golgi network. The record is from RefSeq and is a predicted model, not a curated record.